Exophiala oligosperma is the source of this 2238-nucleotide messenger RNA. RefSeq lists its product as uncharacterized. Bases 21 to 1901 code for a protein of 626 amino acids. The record is from RefSeq and is a predicted model, not a curated record. The transcript is spliced from 4 exons. Lineage: Eukaryota; Fungi; Ascomycota; Eurotiomycetes; Chaetothyriales; Herpotrichiellaceae. Gene Ontology annotation, biological process: regulation of DNA-templated transcription; DNA-templated transcription. Gene Ontology annotation, molecular function: zinc ion binding; DNA-binding transcription factor activity, RNA polymerase II-specific; DNA binding.
GGCAAUUUGAUCGUAUUGCCAUGAACUCACCUCCUCCGAUCCGGCGGAGGGCGAAUUUGGUCUGUAUUCGUUGUCAUGAGAAGAAGAUCAAGUGUGAUGUUUCUAGCCAGAGACACGCCUGGGGUUGUACUCAAUGCGUGUAUGCUCAGGAGACCUGCAGAAUCCGCCCUUCGAGGCGCAAAGGUCAUCGGAAAAGGAGGAACAACGGAGAAGCCACGGACGUUGCAUUUGAUGCACAUGAUGCACGAUUCCACGGACGAUCAUUACAACUAGCUUCUGCUCAAGACAAGAAGGAUUCUCUGUCGCUUCUGCAAGAAACUCCGAUGCGUGAUGGAGAGACAUAUGACACUGAGCGCAACACCCAAACGUCGCCUACCUUACUUCCUCAGUCAAUGAAUAUCGACACCCCGGAGCAGGGCUAUCUGGGCCAAUCUGGUUUCAUGCCAAUCUUCAGCCAACGCGCCCAACCAAACCUGGUUCAUUCAGGCCCAGACGAUUCUGACGCCUCUUCUCUGUCCAUUGCACGCAUCCUUCGACAAAGCUAUGCAGAGACCUAUCUCGAAUUCUGUUUCCCGUGGUGCCCGAUCCUAGAAAAGCAGGAUCUGAUAUCUCAAAGUCCGUUUGCGGACUCAAUCCUGCUUCAACAGGCAUUGGCUCUUCUGGGAACCAUAAUCAAUCCUCCAAUGUUGCAACACGCUUCUCCGCAGACAUAUUACGAACGUAUGAAAACACUAUUCUAUAGCAACUACGAAAAGAAUUCCCUCGUUCGGAUCGUUGCAAUCACUCUAGUCUACUGGUGGAGCGCUGGACCACCAAAUUUGGUUAGUAUGGACAGCCAGUACUGGUGGAAUUCAGUUGCAGUCAGACUGGCUCAAGAGAUUGGAUUACAUCGCGAAGUUUCAGCUGGCCACGUCUUCAGACCUGGAGAGACGGCCAGCUUAAGAAGACUUGUUUGGUGGACUUUAUUCGCAAGAGAACGCAUGACUGCCAUAUGUCAAGGUCGCCCGUGUAUCAUACAUCCAGAAGAUUGCAAUGUCAGACUACCCACCAUUGAGGACUUCCCUGAAAACAGGAGCUCUCAAGCGAUACUCUUCACCAAUUGGGUCAAAGUAUGCGCUAUCGUUGGAGAUGUCUCAAAGUACUUGGUCAAUCGCAACGAAUCUACCGAUUUCCCAAUCGACCUUGCCCAACGACUAAUCGACUGGGUUCACGCACUGCCGGAUCAUCUUCAACUACCAUUUACUGCUUCCCAGAGUACUCAUUUCGAUCGACAUUUAUACCAACUUCAUCUUCCCUACCUGGCCGCAAUCACUUUGCUCUACAUGACACCAUCGGCCCAACCACUUCCGAAGGCAUACACGGCUGCUAUACUAUCUGCUUCAUGUGUAGCUCGCAUUUUCGAAGACUAUCUUGCCAGGGGACACAUUCGGUUUCUGCCGGGAGUGUCAGGAUGGUGCAUCAGCAUUGCCAUCCUUGCACUCCUUCAUGCUCGUCAAGUUGAUCGGUUGAAGGCCGGCGCAAGCGAGCAGAUUGAGAUUCUUUAUCUCGCGUUGAAAGAGACGUCAAAGCUUUGGCAUUCUUCAAAAAUGUUUCUGCUUGGGUUCGAAAAGCUUCUAAAUGGACCACAACCUCCAAAUAGUCGAGCUACCACAAGUGCGCCACUUGUGACCAGUGUUGGCUCUGAAGCAAUAGAUGACUUGGCCGGAGUUGAUGUUGUCAACUAUCUGGAUUUCUUCCCGACGGCAACAAUCGAGACGAGUCAGCUCUUCGAGAUACUUCUCACAGAAAAUCCUCCAAACAUAUUCAUGGGCGCAGCGUGGGCUAACGACUUGACCAUGCAGUUGCAUGACUUGUUCGAUCAGCCAUUUGAAGAUGUUAGUUUUGAUUCGUUAAUGCUAUGAAGAUUAUGGGAAGAAUUUUAUAGGCACAAUGACCCUCGCCGGCGUAAGCCCGUUCCUAACCUGUCAAGGCACCUUUGAAAUCUUCGAGGAACCUCCAGUAAACCUUCUGGCGUACCCCCUUGGCCUUCCACUCAUUUGCUUCAGCUGGAAAAAAGUCCAUCACGCCCUUGAUAGUACCAUCGUGAGCGUAGAUGAAUAGGACAUUGUCCUCGGCAUCUGCCUCUUGAACCUUCUUGAUGGUACGAAGAGCCUCGGGUAUGUCCAGCCCCAUGUUCGGAUCAAAGAAAGUCUGAGUUGGACCUCUCGCUCGAGAUUUCUGAACCUGCUCAAAAUCGGC